Messenger RNA from Dendrobium catenatum, 2956 nucleotides. Its product is annotated as protein FAR1-RELATED SEQUENCE 6. NCBI's taxonomy places the organism in Eukaryota, Viridiplantae, Streptophyta, Magnoliopsida, Asparagales, Orchidaceae. The transcript is spliced from 5 exons. Gene Ontology annotation, biological process: regulation of DNA-templated transcription. The coding region runs from base 141 to 2657 and encodes 838 amino acids. Gene Ontology annotation, molecular function: zinc ion binding. The record is from RefSeq and is a predicted model, not a curated record.
CUCUUCCACGAGGGUUUCGGGCGACCCAUCGUUCCGUUGUAGAAAUCAGCAAAAAUUACCUGGAAAAGUGACCUCGAAAUCUAACUCUCUCAUCUCAUCCACAAACCCGCCGCUAGUUGACAGCUCGCCGGACCUCAGCGAUGGAGGUAGCCAGCGCUACACCAAAGAACCCUAGGCGUGCCCGGAUCGCCCGCCGCGAUCUAAACUCCCAGGAAUUAUCAGGAGAUGCCACCAUGGAGGAAUCCGGUGACAUGGAUGGAAUGGAUGAAGGUGAUGCGGAUGCCGACAGCGGCGACGAUUCCGGUUUUGAAGGCGUGCCGGAGGUUGGAAUGGUGUUCAAAACCCACCAUGAAGUUUCCAAAUUCUACAAGAAGUAUGCUCGUCGAGUAGGAUUCGGAGUGUCUGUGAGAAGGUCGUCCUUUACAAAAGAAGGUCAUUGCUUGUAUCUUGAACUUAUGUGUUGUAAGGGCGGCAGGAAGCGCCCCGAGCCUAAGUUCAGGAAGAGGACAACUGCGACAACCAAUUGCCCGGCGAGGAUCCGGGUGAAGCUAUGGGGAGAUGGGCUGCUCCAUUUGGAGCUUGCAAGCCUUGAUCACAACCAUCCGGUGAGCCCGUCGAUGGCUCGGUUCUUGAAUUGCUAUAAGCAUUUGUCAGGGUUUUCAAAGAAGCGUGCCUUGCGCAAUGAUGAAGGAGAUGUGGUUCAUAUUGAGGAGGAGCAGUCCCAAGCACAAGCACCUCUUGAUAAAUUAGGCAUCUUGGAGGAGUUGCUCUUUAGUGAGAGUGGAUGCCGGAGCUUUGUAGAACGAGGAAGGUUGAAGUUUGGUGAAGGAGAUGCUGAAGAUCUUCGAUUGUUCUUCACCCGAAUGCAGGCGAAGAACUCAAAUUUCUUUAAUGUCAUUGAUUUGGACAAGGAGGGAUGUGUAAGAAAUGUGUUAUGGGCUGAUGCAAGGUCCAGAGCAGCAUAUCAGUAUUAUAAUGAUGUUGUUGCACUUGAUACAUCUUAUGUGAUAAAUAAAUAUGAUUUGCCACUUGCAACCUUUGUAGGAGUUAACCACCAUGGUCAGCCUGUGCUUUUGGGUUGUGCUUUGCUUGCGGAUGAAACAGCUGAAACUUAUAUUUGGUUGCUGAAGGCAUGGAUUGCUUGCAUGUUGGGUCAUCUUCCCAAAGCCAUAAUCACCGAUCAGUGUAAAAGCAUUCAGAUUGCAGUGUCUGAAGUUCUUCCUGGAGUUCGUCACCGACUUUGUUUGUGGCAGGUCAUGAAGAAAGCAUCAGAAAAAUUGGGUGGGCUGGCAGAGUAUAGAGUGAUCCAUAAGGUAAUGCAGAAGGCGGUUUAUGAUUCGUUAAGGGUUGAUGAGUUUGAGGAGGAAUGGCUGAAGAUGAUUGAGUUUUAUGGGCUUCAAGGAAAUGAGUGGUUGAGGCUAUUGUAUGAAUGCAGGCAUUGCUGGGCUCCUGUCUAUCUGAAGGAUGCAUUUUGGGCAGGAAUGUCUACUACCCAGCGGAAUGAGUCCUUUAGUACCUUUUUUGAUGGAUAUGUUGAUGCUAAGACUUCUCUGAAACUUUUCCUUAGCAAAUAUGAAAUGGCUUUGCAAAGUAAGUAUGAGAAGGAAGCCCAAGCUGACUUUGAAACAUUCCAUAAGCGGCGGCCCUCCGUAUCAAAAUUUUACAUGGAAGAGCAACUUUCUAAGGUCUACACCCUCAACAUGUUUAAGAAAUUCCAGGAUGAGAUAGAAGCUAUCAUGUAUUGCCAUGCUUCACUUAUUAAAAUAGAGGGAACAAUAUCAACUUUUGAUGUAAAGGAGUGUAUUUUCCUUGAAGAUGGAAAGAGGACAAUGAAUAGGAAUCAUGGUGUUCUCUAUAAUUCUGAAGAGAAGGAUGUUCAGUGCAUUUGUGGUUCUUUUCAGUUUAGAGGAAUUUUGUGUCGCCAUGCUUUGUCUGUCUUUAAGUUACAGCAAGUGCAUGAGAUUCCCUCUCAGUAUGUUCUUGAUAGGUGGAAGAAGGACUUCAAGCUCUUGCAUGUUUUGAACCGGUCUUCAGAUGAUGUGGUUGCUAACAAUAGGAUUGACCGUUAUGAUUACUUGUCAAUGCGGUGCCUUCAACUGGUUGAGGUUGGAAUUUUAUCUGACAAAUACCAACUUGCUCUGAAGUUGAUUAGAGAAGUGGAGAAGUUUCUUCUAAGUGAUAGUACAUAUGAAGAGACACAGCCAAAGAUUGUGUCUCGUGUUAAUAAUAAACCAACUAAGCCAGAUGGCAUCAACACCAAAAGCUUGGGAAAUAAUAUUCCCUUGGAAAUUGGAAAUGAAGAGAGACGAAGGAGAGGACGACUGCCACAGGUGAAAGAUUCAGAGGAUGGAGUCAACUCAACUGUGUUGCCUCCGGCAAAUCAUUAUGCAGCACAAGUGAGUCCUCAGCAAUUUAUUGGCAAUCAAACAGCACUGAGACCAAGUGUUGUCUACAUGUUUCCGGGAGGCUUUAAUCCACAAAACUUUGGAAAUGGGGCCAUGAUGCCAUGGAUGUAUCCGCAAAUGUAUCAGGGUUCUCAACCCCCUGGAACAACCCCUGAACAAGCUCGUAAGAGGCGGAAGGUAGUUCGCCGAUUAAAGGCAAUACAGGCAGCUAAUAACCCUAGUGAUCCUCCUGCUCCUCCGUCAGUGUUAUAGAAUGGGUUCUACGUUGUAAAAAUGCCUUCUAGGCAUGGAGUAGUCCCUUUUAAUUUGUAUAUAUACAACUCAUCAAUGAAUCUUUCUACAUCCUGAUAUUUUAAGCUCUUAUGAGGAACUUGAAUUGAUUACAGGUAAUCUAACCAACUUUAUUCCAGUAUGUUAGAUUAGCAAUGACUGUGCUCAAGCAUUUUGUUUUAUUAGUUUGUUGAUUUGUUGUAUCUAUAAUCAAAACGGUCAUAUAUUUUGUAUUAGAUAUUGGCCUUGGAUCCUGAACAACUAACACCAAUCUUCAACUA